AUGUCGUACUUAAAUAAUCCGGCCAUUGUCAUGGACAAUGGUACGGGAUUGACGAAAUUGGGAUUUGCUGGUAAUGAUUCUCCGUCAUGGGUUUUUCCAACUGCCAUAGCCACAGCACAGCGAUCGACGACAAAAAGCAGUGGGAGUGGUGCCAGUGGUAGCUCUGCACAGAGCACGUCAAAUCCAUAUUUUGGAAACUCCACGUCUGCCACGUCUUUCAAUAAUUUGGCGUCCGCAGCACUCAUGUCGAACAAUUUGGCCGGCAAGCGUGGAACCGAGGACUUGGACUUUUACAUCGGAAACGAAGCGCUUACUGCUGCACAGGGGCCAUCCUACUCGCUAAACUACCCCAUUCGCCACGGCCAGGUCGAAAACUGGGAUCAUAUGGAGAGAUUUUGGGAAAACUCGAUCUUCAAAUAUCUAAGAACGGAACCCGAAGAUCAUUUUUUCUUGCUCACUGAGCCACCCCUCAACCCACCGGAGAACAGAGAACAGGUGGCCGAAAUUUUCUUCGAGGGCUUCAACUGUGCCGGGCUUUAUAUCGCUGUACAGGCGGUUCUGGCGUUGGCCGCAUCUUGGACCUCCUCGAAAGUCGUUGACAGAUCACUGACCGGUACGGUUAUAGAUUCGGGUGAUGGUGUCACCCACGUCAUUCCAGUGGCGGAAGGUUACGUGGUUGGCUCGGCCAUCAAAAACAUCCCCAUUGCAGGAAGAGACAUUACACUUUUCAUUCAAUCGCUACUCAGAGAACGUGGUGAAGAAGACACCACAUUGAAAACCGCAGAGCGUAUCAAGCAGGAAUACUGUUACGUUUGCUCGGAUAUCGUCAAAGAGUUCAACAAAUUUGAUAGAGAUGCUCAAAAGUUUGCCCAAUUCAUCGUAGAAAACUCAGAAAAAACGAAGCGCAAAGUAAUAGACGUGGGAUAUGAAAGGUUCUUGGCACCUGAAAUCUUCUUCAAUCCGGAAAUUGCAUCAUCAGAUUUUCUCACUCCACUACCUACCGUUGUUGAUCACACAAUCCAGGCAUGCCCUAUUGAUGUCCGUAAAGGUCUUUACAACAACAUUGUACUCUCAGGGGGGUCCACAAUGUUCAGAGACUUUGGCCGCCGUCUGCAAAGAGAUUUAAAGGGUAUAGUAAACAACAGGAUUGCAUUGAGUGAAAGCCUCAGCGGUACGAAGUCCACAGGUGUCGAUGUACAGGUUAUUUCGCACAGAAGGCAGAGAAAUGCAGUGUGGUUUGGUGGUUCUUUGUUGGCGCAGACAGCCGAGUUUAAGAGCUACUGUCAUACAAAACAAGAUUACGAUGAGAUUGGACCUGAAAUUGUGAGAAAUUUCAGUCUUUUCAACAUGGUGUAG
Lachancea sp. 'fantastica' is the source of this 1356-nucleotide messenger RNA. Lineage: Eukaryota; Fungi; Ascomycota; Saccharomycetes; Saccharomycetales; Saccharomycetaceae. The record is from the annotation of a GenBank genome assembly.